Acanthoscelides obtectus is the source of this 10829-nucleotide messenger RNA. The record is from the annotation of a GenBank genome assembly. Lineage: Eukaryota; Metazoa; Arthropoda; Insecta; Coleoptera; Chrysomelidae.
CAAAUCUUCAAAUUAUUUUCCAAAUUUUCAAAUUUUUUUUUUAAAAUUUCAAGUCAACAUUUUGUUAUAAAUGUUAAAGUAUAACUUUUUUGAAAAAUUCUGUAUUUUUCAAGACUGGAAAUUUAUGCAAAUGUAAAUUUUUUUUUUAAUUGAUUCUGGGCGAGGAAGGUCGACGUUUUCGGUAUCCUUGCAUUUUGAGAUAAACAAAGAUCGAGUUCAAUCAUUUUCUACUUGCGAUGACCUUGAAAAAACCGUGAAAUUAUUUUUCUAAUUUCCAGUAUUUCCGAUAAUUUUCCUAUUUUUUCCAAAUUUCAACUUUUUUAGAAAAUGUCAAAUUGUCAAGUUAAUCACUUUUUUGUUACGUAUUUUUCAAAUGUUGCUCUUUAGCGUUAUGCUACUUUUUUGCAAUUUUUUAAUUUCCGGAUACUAUUAAAAGAAUGAACUGACCUUGAGAAUCCGCGAAGGUCAUAAACAAGCUGAAUCUCAUUAAAUAACCACGAUGUUGCAAAUUCUUGACUAUAAUUUAUUUUAUUAAUUUUCAAAACUACAAUAAAAGUACUUGGAUUUUUGGAAUAUUUUAUAUUUGGCAAUAAAUCCAAAUUUACUUUAUUCCUAUUUACUUAAUUACGGAAUUUUCAAAAAUUUUAAAAAUAUCCAAAUCCUCAAAAUAUUUUCCAAAUUUCCGAAUUUUUCGUUUCAAAAUUUUCAAAUCCAGUAAUUUUUCCAAAUUUCACAAUUCAAUUUUUUAAAAAAAUUCGAUAUUCUACAUUUUCCAAGUUUAUGCAAAUGCAAAUUUUCAAGUUAAUCAUUAUUUGAUUCUGGGCGAGGAAGGUUGACGUUUUCGGAAUCCUUGUAUUUUGAGACAAACAAAGAUCGGGUUCAAUCAUUUUAUACUUGCGAUGACCUUAAAAAAAUCGUGAAAUUAUUUUUCAAAUUUCCAGUAUUUCCGAUAAUGAACAAUGAACUGACUUUGAAAAUCCUUCAAGGACAUAAACAAGCUCAAUUUCAAUCAUAGACAACUUGCAAGCUUUAGAAGGUCCAUUUCCGAGUCUAGGUUUUGAGAAAUUUUUUUGUUACGAAUUUUCCAUAUCAUUGUUAUAUAUCAUUUCGUUCAAGGGAGUUAUUUAAAAGAAGCUGAUUGAUGAUUUUUUCAUUCUUGAUGAUCUGUCGCCCCCUAAAAGUCCAACCUCACGUCUACGUCUCGUGGGGGGCAGGCAACGGUCUUUCGGUGCCCCGUCGGGGGCCCGAUCGCCGGCCGACGAGGCUCUGGCACCCCUAUAUCAGACUCUCCAUCCCCUAACUCUUUCCUGACCUCCCAGCAGGAUACACGCCUCCCUGAAGCGGCGUCGCGCCGAAGUGGUAGCGUCGAAAGAAGCCAGGUUCGGCACACCUGGGCCGCCGGUUAGUACAGGGGCCCACCCUUGACCAGCCAACGUAGGGGGCUGCCCUAUCAGCCGGCGCAUAAUCUCGGACGGGGCGGAUAGUGCCAGGUGGCGCCUGGAAAAGGGCCCUGACGCCUUGUCCGGGGGGCUUCGACUGCGGCCGUCGGACUUCGCCCUUCUGGGUCCAAGAGUCAGAUUUACGAUCGCCCUGGAAGCAGUGAAACAAAGAGGCUUCCUUGUUUUUUAUUAAAUUUUGUAUUGUACAAAGGUGUUGGAGCUCUGGGCGGGGAGAAACGGUUAGGGGGUGGUCUGUCUGAUCCGGAAGGUUGUUCUGAUACUCUACAUACUUAGAAAUAAGGGACCGUGUUUUCUUUAAUCCAAUAAAAAGAUACUCUUAAGAUCUGAACUGAUAUGAUUCUUUGAUGAUAGAAAAUGUAGCACUGACUCAUUACUGAAAGUAUGAAGUUUUAUCUGUGGAAUGCCCUUAAAGACGUUGGGGAAGGGUUUCCUAUUUUUUAAUAUGUAGAGUAUGAGAACAUUCUUUUUUACAUGGGAUUCUUCCAGGCAAGAUUAGUGAAUUGUAUCAUUACAUAAGCAAAAAAUACAUUAGUUACGGAAUAUGCUAAUACAGAAGGCAGUGUGAACACUUUAUAAGAUUUAUGCAAAAGUCAAAUUUUGUCUGCACCUUUUUUAUUACUGUGAAAUAACUCAUUGCACAAUUUUGAGUAUACCAGCAACAUGUUAGCUAUCUUGUUUGGAAUUAUCCCAUGAUAAUUUCAAAACGUGUAUUUUGUUUAUACACGAGUAUUAUCCAUAACAUCGAAACACAAGCACACGUCGACGUUAUAGAUAAGGGAAUAUCAUAUUUUUGCUAUCACCGAUUAAUAAGAAACGUAAUACAUGUAGUAUCACUUCACAAUACAUGCUGCUUAAAAAAAUGGCUUUCCUUAUCUGUCACACGGUUUAAACACAAACACAAAAAAACCCUGUGGAGGCCAGGGUGGAUUCUUCCGAAACAACCUCCGAAACAAAACAAACAUGGAAGAAACAAAUGAAAGAGAAAACGUAAACGUGCCAAAAACAGUCGCAGUGGAAGGAACGGAGGCCCCUACCUCCGAAGAGUCUCGCCCAACGGGCGAAAGCGUUAAUAAAAUCCCUGUUGAGGGAGAAGAUUCAACAUUGGAAAAGCCAGUGUUGGAACUUGGCGAAACUCAGUCGUUACAUCAAAAAGGUGAAGGAAAAGCGUCUGAGUUGAAUGAUAAAACUAAUGAAUCGGAUACUGUAAGCUUAACAAAGAUAGAUGAGAAGGUAGAAGAGGAACGUACUACGAAUGAUCCUGAAUCUGGAAAGUUUAGUCCUCAAAAUGAAGGUAAAAUUUCCGUAGAUGUGGUAAAGGAUCAGGAAAGUGAUAAUACAACUCCUUGUGAUACAGAUAGCCAGAAAGAUUCUACAGCUAUUGAUAGACCAAACCCUCCAGAAGAGUCUUUGAAGUCUAGCUCUGAAGGUCAGCCAGAGACUUCAGUAGCUGAAGCACAAGUUCAAGAUUCUUCAGCCAAAGAGAGCCAAAUAGAUUCGAUAGAUGUUGAUAGACCGAAUUCGUCAAAAGAAUCUUCAAAGCGUAGCUCUGAAAGUCAACCAGAAACUUCAAUAGCUGAAGAUUCUUCAGCCAAAGAUAGACAGAUAGAUUCUUUAGCUAAUGAUAGACCAAAUUAUUCAGAAGAAUCUUCAAAGUGUAGCUCAAGACAAGAAACUGCAGUAACUGAAGCAACAGUUCAAGUUUCUUCAGCCAAAGACAACCAGAUAGAUCCUAAAGUUGUUGAGGGGACUAAUUCUUCGGAAAAACCUUCAAAAUCUAGCCCAGAAAAUUCCGACGCUGAAGCAAAACAUCGAGAUUCUUUAGCCAAAAAUAGCCAGACAGAUUCUGUAGCUGUUGAUAGACGAAAUUCGUCAGAAGAAUCUCCACAAUCUAGCUCCGAAAAUCGACCAGGAACUUCAAAACUUGGAGAAUUAAAGUCGAAUUCUAAAUCCAAACGAAAACUUGACGACUCUGAAGAAACUCGUGAAGCAAAGGAAAUAAUGAUUGACACAGAAGAAGACAAAGAAUCUAAUCGUUUUGACUAUACAGAAUUUGAACAACGGGGCAGUAAGUUUGGUAUGAAAAAGUUGAAGGUGGUCUUAGAUCGCAAAAAACACAAAUCUGCCGAUAGAAUCGAAUCUUCAGCUGGGUGUUCACAACAACCUGGACCCAAAUCUAAAAAGACUAAACCAUUUAAUGACACACCUCAAAAACCAGGCCCUAAAUCAAGGAAAGCCAAACAUCAAGAUGUUAGCAGCACUCAGAUGAGGGAGACUGAACUUCAUGAAUCUACAGUACAUAGUUGCUCAGAAAAAAUAUAUCGAUAUCAAAAACCAGGACCAAAAUCAAAGAAAAUGGCAAACCGUCAAAAUACUGGCUGCAAACUACAGAAAGAAACUAAAUCUGUCACUGAAAUUGAAACUACUUUACCGAGUUGCUCAAAAAUAUCUCGUCUUCAGAAACCAGGACCCAAAUCAAAGAAGGAUCGACGUCAAUACGAUAAUAGUAAAAAAGUAAAGGACACUGAAUCUGAACAUACGAAAAUGAAAGAAUUGAAGGUAUGUUUGAAACGAUUUACCGAUAAAGCUCACCAGAAAACUGAGUCCACUUCACAGCUUAAGAAGGAACAAGGUCAAGAUAAAUCCGAAGUUUCCGCAGAAGGAGAAAAAAGGCUUGGAGACUCACCAGAGUCAAAUGAACAAAACAUUUCAUCAGAACAAGAAGAGUCUCGCAACAAAGAAGAAAGCACCGGAGCAAACGAAUCUAGCGAAGAAAAUACACCACCUAGCCAAAUAGAUGCUUUUAUGGUUGCUGCUUCUAUCGCUACGACUCCGAGUAAGCCAGGACAGAAACAGGAGAACAACGACGAAGAAAGUCUGUCCUGUAACCAGAAGAAUGAUUCCCAUAGGCAUGAAAACAACUCUGGGAUCAAACAAGAAGCUGAUGAAGAUGAAAAUGUAGACAGCAGACAUUCUGCGGCGCAUAAAACAGAGAAUAACCAAAUAGACUUAACUGGGCUAACAGUCGUUGAAGAAACAUCAGAAAAUGAUACGCAGGAGAAUGAAGAUAAAGGUAUCGAAACGACUGUGUCCAAAGACCUGGAAAGCUCUGCUAAACAUGAAUCGAGCAAAGCACUGGGUGAAUCGAAACAAGAGAAAGAUGAUAGUACUCCAGUGAACGAACUCAAGGUGGUCUUACAACGAAUGCAGUUUCAAGCUGAUGCUACAAACAAAACUACUAAGUCGUGUUCAGAAAACGAUGUUCCUCUCAUAGAAAAAAGAGCGCAGGUCGAAAGUACAGAGGCUAAAGAUGAAGAGAAACAGUCGGAAAGAUCAAAUGUAUCGUUGGAAGAAGUUGUAUUCAAUGAUAUUGAAUCCUUUAACGCCGCCUCUGACGAUAUGAAUGACAGUUCACGGGAUAAUUCGACGACUAACGCUUCGACCUCUGCCGACAAAGGAAAACUCACAGAGAGGAUUAAAGAUGGAGAGGAGGUUGCCAGUAGAGACACUGAUGCUGUGAUAGAUUGCACAGAGUACAGUGAUAUCGGUAGUGACGUAGAGCAAAUAUUGGACGAAGUUCCGCUGGAGUUUGAAUCAGUAUACGAAGAAGAAGACCUUGCCCCAGGAACAGAAAAUGAUUCAAACAGUGCCACAAAUUCAUCCAAGCUAGCGACUUACUACGAAAGCAUAUUGGGACCUAUCCCAGGCGAGGAACAAUCGAAGAGCCAAGCUACUACUCGUCAAAAAGCAGCCGAAGGUUCACCUAAGUCGAAGAAUCAGAGAAGGAAGGAAAGGAAACAGCAGUUCAAAGAGGAACUGGCCAAAAACGUCGCGGUUCAAGAAUCCACACCGGCGCCGGCUCCACAACCAAACAAGAGUCAAAGGGCCUCCAUGACAAGCCAGGCUCAAGUCACAUCCAGUCCGUAUACCAGAGGCCCAAAGAAGAGAGACGCUCUUAGAGCUGCUUUGAAAGCAGCCAAGGAAGCAGCGAUGUCUCUACCCAAAGCGCCUGCGUCCCAAAGAGCUCCAGAAGAAACUAAACAGCGAGCCAUGGAUGCGGCCAUGAAGGCUGCUCAGGUGGCCGUGCAAACGCAUGCUCCUAUUAUGCCCACGACUGCAGAUCUGGCUCAGUUGGGACUGCCGACGGGCUUUGGCCGGAAGCAGCAAGAUACUUCGAAGGCAUGGAAGUCCAAGGUGAAGUUCAAGCCGAACCAAGCUGAGAAAGAAAUUGUUUAUAAAGGCACUGUUUCCACGGCUCAGUUGGCAAGCAUGGGAUUACCAACGGCGGCUGGUUCAAGGUCCGAACAGUCAGCUGGACCUGCAUAUAAAAUUCCGCGCAAGGCAGCCGGUGGAGUCGCAGAAAAUGCUAUAGCAGGUUCUGUAUGGGCUAGCACGUAUGCGUCAGGACAACUUGCAUCGAUACCGACAUCAAAAGGCAACCCAGUGCCGAAUCCUAAAGAAAACCCAGGCUCUUCUCGGAGAGGGAUGGCACCGAGACAAGAUAGGCGAAGUCCAAAGAGAAGUCUUGAUUCAAAACAGAGGGAUAGAUCUCCACGACGACGAAGUCCUGCAUCGAGAAACGAAAAAGCCAAAUUGCCAGUUUGCGUGCAUGAAGUACGGGGAACUGCACCGAAAACACCCGUUGCGAAAGAUACAAGACGAAGUCCUGUCUCGAUAUCUGAUUCAAAGAGGGAUAAUCCAUCAAGAUCGUCUCGUUUAGAUUUAUUGGAUACCAGACAUAGUAGAAGUCCUUUCAGAAGAAGUUCGCCCAGACGAAGUCCACUCAGGAGAAGUUCCCCUAGGAGAAGUUCGCCCAGACGAAGUCCACUCCGGAGAAGUUCCCCUAGAAGAAGUUCGCCCAGACGAAGUUCCCCAAGACGAAGCCCUGCCAGACGCAGUUCCCCUAGACGAAGUUCCCCCAGAAGAAGUCCUACGAGAAGAAGUUCCCCCAGACGCAGUUCCCCCAGAAGAAGUCCUACGAGAAGAAGUUCCCCUAGACGAAGUUCCCCCAGAAGAAGUCCUACGAGAAGAAGUUCCCCCGGACGGAGUUCGCCCAGGCGUAGUCCUGUUAGACGAAUUUCUCCUUAUAGAAAAAGUCCUGCAUCCUCCAACAAGAUGGAUAGCGCACCAGGUUCUUCUAACCCGGCCGGGGAUAAACAUUUGUUGGAUACCAAACGAAUUGCUGCUUUACGAACAGAGCUGGAAAAAAAGAAAGCCUCUCUCAUAGAGUUGUCGAGGCCAAAUCCAAUUGGUAAGACAACAGCCUGCAAAGACCAAAUUAUGAAAACUGUUGAUCCGAACAACAGGGACCAGUCAGCUCUGGAACCAAGUGGUCCUCCAGCGGUGAAGGUUUCUGAUUUGCUGGGCAUGAUGGUAGGAACGAAGCAAAAUGCUGCAGAAAUAGCUGCAGCAUGGACUAAGUCGACGUCUUCAGUGAGUAGCUCUUCACUGCCAAAACCGAAAGAAGAUUUCUUGAAUCCUGACAGUUUUGAUAUCCCAGUUAUCAAGCCUCCAUCUACAUCCAAAAAGUCAGGAUACUCCCGGGCUCAUUCAGAAGUUCCCGUCAAGUCUCACCAAGCCUCACGGGACCAUGUUGAUCUUGAUAAAAAUCCUGAGUUAUACUUCACCGGUAGCGAUCGUUGGCAAAAACCUGACACGCUCGCCAAAUCCGACAUGCAUAGCGAGAUUAGGGAGCGUCCACAAAGUCUAGAGCUACCAGCAGAUAUAAAUGAUAUAGACUUUGGUUACUACAAGAUGCCUGAACCGUAUACGUUGCCUCAAACUGGCUACAGCCAGAUGAUGUAUAAAGAUCCACUAGAAAAACCGAACCAACUUGGUUCCACUGCCGCAGCACCAAAAUCGAUUUUGAAGUCAAGUAAGAGCGCGUUUCCGAUAAACAUGAAUAUAGACUAUAAUGCUGCUCAAAGAAGAGGAAUUGAGAAACAUCCUAUGCCCGUAGCAGCUACCUCACAAUCGUCGUCAAAACCGAACGUCCCAAGUAUACUCAAACCUGUUCAGGCCUCAAAAACCGUCUCGUCCUUACCGAGACCUAGCGGAAUCAUCCCAUUUGGCCAGAAGUCUAGUUCAAAUAUCCAGAGAGGACAUCCAGAAACGCAAAAGUCAAAUUCCCGAGACUCACAAGUCAUUGACCUUACGGAUCAAUCAAGUAAGACUGAGGAAUACAGUUCUGGAAGCCGAAGAGGUCCGCUUCGAGUACCCUCGCCACCUCCCCCUCCUCCAUUUAUUAUGCCUCCCUUCCAGAAGCAUCCUGGAAACCUACCUGCGAAGCAAUCUAGAUCCCCCGAAGACCGAUAUCAACGGCAUAAGUCGCCUGAUAGAUUUCAAUCUUCUGAAAGAUGGAGGGAUAUGCCACGUGGAUCUCCUGGCGGUUGGAGGAGGUCUCCACCUCCGCAGAGACCCAGUUCGCCUCCACGAAGACAGAGCUCGCCGCCACCGUCAGAGCUUCAGUCAAAGAAGCCUCGAUUAGAGUCUCAAAGUAGGCCUGCUGCAUCCAGGAAUGAUUCGGAUGAUCUACAGGUCGCUAUCUGCUCGAACAGACCCACAGGGGAGGUGCUGCCUCAGGAAGCCGCACGUAUCAAGUCCUACAUUGUCCAGGAAUCCGUCAAGGCCAUGCAGGGACCCACAGGAGGUCCUAGAGGUCCACCUCUUCGUUUUACCAACUCCAAACGGUGCGAUGAAGGUUGGUUUCUCAUCACACCUUUGGACUCCGUCGCCCAGAACUGGUUGCUGCGUAUCUUAGCUCCUCUCCGUAUAGGCAACUUAGUCUUCAAGCCCAUGAAGGCAGCUGACGCCCCAUGGCCUACCUUGGUGGAGAUGUUGGUGACAACCCCGCAGCUGGACGUCCAAAGGCUGCUCAUGAUGUUAGACCUGCAGAAUCCCACGUUAAGGAUGAAGGAUUGGAAGCAUCUGACCAGCAAAGGACGACCUGGCGGUUGGAUAGUCACCUUUAGCGUGGUCCAGGAGGUCGUCGAUGCCUUGGAGGAGUGCGAUUGGACGCUGUGGUAUGAGCUGGACAGCAUCAGGGUGCGGAGAGCAGCUCAACAAAAACCUAGAGGAGGAAGCUAGUGAAGACUUGGAGAGUUGCAAUACGGGUGGCCUGCAGGUACCUGCUGUAACGGAUCCUGCAUCAACCAUCAACAAGGACUGAUCCAUAAGAGAACAAAUUUUGGAUCAAGUACCUAAGCAGUAAAAAAUCGACGUGACCAGUAAGGAAACCACCCGCGCUGAAUCAGGACUCUUCCAAAACGGCUCCAGUCGCGGACACCAAAACCCAAAUUUGACACGUAAGUUUUGACAUUUUUAAUUAUUCAAACAUGGAAUACUUAAUAUAUAUUACGAAUAGAUGCACAAGUUGGAAGUGGAAUUUAGGUACAAGGCCAUCUGGCCAUAGGGAGAUCCAUGGAAGGAGGGACAUCAUGCUGGCUCACUUUGAAGGCUAGCAGAAACAACCGAUAAAAGGUUGAGCGGAAGUGGUGUCAAUGGUUAUUGAUAACGAUGACGAGAGUUUCGAAUUUAUUUGCAACACUCGCAUUUGGUGAAGACUUAAAGAACGGCAUUGCAGUGAGUUUUUUUGUUUGUUAAAAGUGAGGUGGUAUGCAUUGGUAUUGAGCUAUACUCGUGGUAGGUAGUAUUAUUUCUUGACUAGGUUCCUUGAAUACUUGCCGGUCGUAAGAGUUAUUGAAUGGUACCAGGACUUCUUCUUUUCUCGAUCUGGACGUUGGUGACUGUCAUUGUUGUUCGAAUCUUGUUUCCGGCUGAUCAAGUCAGUCACGAAGGGAACUUUUCAGAUUUGCGAGGCAGAAUAUCUUCAUUCUGAAGGACCUCGUUUGGACCAGGACUGCGAGAAAUAGAUGGAUGAUUGAAGCCAAAACAUUCACGAGAAACAUCGUUAUUUGAGCUGGAACUGUGAAUCAACAUAUUAAUGAGAUCAGCGGGAAGAAGAAACAGUAUUUAUUAAGAAGGUGAUCGUCCCUGGAAGCUCCAGUUGGAGAUUUGCCAAAGUGCACUACUGGAUUUGGAUUCAUGAACAGUACGGUAGGUGGGAACCUAUACCUUAAAUCACAUCUUUCCAGAUGUAGACCAGGACUUGUUCCCGAAGUCUGGAUAGUUGAUAAUUUAUAAUUGAUAAUUUACUAUCAUUAAUGCCUUGACGUUUCUUUGCAGAUAAGUAUGUCGGACGAAUUAACUACUAACUUUGCUGCUUUUGGAGAUCCAAUAAGAUAUACUGAAAUUACAUUGUAACCCUUCGGUUGAUCAAUAAACAUAUUUAACAAAAAAAAAAAAAUUGUAUAUUUGAAACCCAUUUUAUGCCUCUUUUUUGAAAGCGCUAUCAAAGUUGUCAAAGUAUCGCGGACCUUGUGAUCAUGCGAAUAGUAUUUAUAUAGUUCACGACAGCCUUAUAGUAUCUGAUUACGGUCGUAAAAGGUAAUAGAGCCCAGAAGGCGGCUUUUGUGGCUCAGAUGUACAAUUUAUACGUUUGAACCAGAUCCAGUGUAUAUGUUUUAGCAGAAACAUGUAAACAUACACUAUAAGUCUGCCGUGAACUAUAGCAUUCUAUUCUAUGUGUUACAGAUAAAGCCCUGCCAGCGAACAAAGUAUGCGGACUCUACAAUCUACCAGAAGAACUGAAAGAUGGAUUGUCGUAACAUUCUAAACUAUGUACGUAGGUUUAAGUCAACUGAAUGUGAUAUAAGUACGGUUUGUAGGCAGGGUAACACGAUUUGUUCACGUAUAUAAGGACUAAACAUGUAUUAAUUCGUUUUCAUUUAUGUAAUGAUUUCCUCUAUUUAAUCUUAGGUUCUUGUAUAAAUAGAUAUUGAGGGACUGAGGGAGAAAACACGAAUAUUUUGGUUCUCUGUAGCUACGUGUCAUAUGCGAGGAUGAAUUUUUGAAAGGUGGUAACUGGCUGUUGGAAUCAAACAUAGUUGAGGUCCUCUUGAAGCUGCUAGAUGAAGUGGUUCAUAUUUUGAUGGCAUCUUGGGUUGAACGAUUCAACUGUGUAAGAAAGCCAUGACUUUGCUUUUGGUCGUACACAGUUCUCUAAAAAACAGAUGUUUAACCAAAACCCUGUAGACUGUGUUAGGAGGGCUCAGUGCAAAUAUUGAGUCGCCUACUAGUCUACAAAUACGGAAAAGGUGCCUAACUGGAACUACAGGGCCGAGACAUGAAGCUUCACUGGGAAUUAAUCUUCAACAUUUGUCGUGUGAAAAAGACAGCUAAAUGUCGCCUUUUUUGGUUCAACUUGAAUUACAUAAUCACUAUAUUAUCUCGAAAAUCUUAUGAAACUUCGAUUUUCUCCUUCUACCUUCAAACUUACAUUAGUAUUUUUUUUUGUAUUUGAGUUUAAUAAAC